Vigna angularis (adzuki bean) is the source of this 1200-nucleotide messenger RNA. RefSeq lists its product as uncharacterized. NCBI's taxonomy places the organism in Eukaryota, Viridiplantae, Streptophyta, Magnoliopsida, Fabales, Fabaceae. The transcript is spliced from 3 exons. The coding region runs from base 43 to 1188 and encodes 381 amino acids. The record is from RefSeq and is a predicted model, not a curated record.
CCUAUCUAUCUGUGUGGUAGCAGAGGCUCAGAAGCUUCUUAUAUGGCUCUGCUCUCUAUCCUCAUUUUAACUGCAAAAUCUUCUACUCCUUCCUUUACACCUCAAAUGGCCUCACCAACACUCAAACCACACAAAAGACUAGCAGAGUUUCUCAAUGACGAACAAGAACCUUUCAUCUUAGAGCUUUACCUUUCAGAAAGAGACUAUUCCAACAGGUGGAGCUCCAAUGAUGGAGAUUCAACCAACACUUCAGACAAACCAAAAAAGAAGGGUUUUUUCUAUGUCCUAAAAGCCCUGUAUAAGAAGCUUUCUUUCCCCAAAGAAACCGAAAGUUUUCUAACCAAAGUUCAUGAGUAUGACCAGAGAAACAAACAUGAAGGUGUCCUUCAACAUACCCGGCUCGAUCAUAUUCUUCAGUUUUCGUCAGAUACCAGAUUUACUAUGUUCAGUUCAUGCCAAGAUAUUGGUGAAGAGGGAACCUCCCUGUUCUCACAUAAACAGCAGCACUUGUUUUAUUCCCGCACUUUAUACAACAUGGUACCGCAGCAGAGAAACAGAAGGCAGCGGCAGAGAUUCAUAGAAGGUGGUCAUGAAUUACUGAGAAAGAUUCAUGUACCAAGAGCUCCAAAUGUGAUUGAGGAUAUUAGGAGAAUGCAACAGAGAAUACAGAGUAGUGGUGAUAUUCUUCUGCCAAAGAAAAUCAGAGGGAAGUCGUUGUUAUCAGCAGCUGGUAGGUGGGGUGGUCUAGUGGAGGAGACAAAGAAGAAAGGGAACUGUGCAAGUACUAGGGUUGUUCUUCGUGGGACUGAUGAUGUUUCUGAGAAAUUGAAAUCUAAAAGGGUGUUGCGUAGGAUAAAGAAGAUGCUGUUUGAUUGCGUGAAAGAUAUUGCCAUAACCCUUCCAACAGAAGACGACAGAAAGAGAGGUUACAGACAAUUUAUGGGGCCUCUACAGAUUGGAAAGCUCCUUCGUCAGAGAACAAACAAAUGGGACCAACAAGCUGUAGCUGUAGGUGGAGCAAACCUUACUUACUUAUUGACUUUGGAUUACUUGAAUUCAAUCGUGGAAUGGAAAAAGUUCGAACCCCACGUCAACGACAUCAGCAUUGAGAUCACCGAUUCAAUUUUAGAUAACAUCCUCAAUGAAAUUGUAAUAGAAAUUACUGCAACUUCGACACCAAAUACGUAACAUUUCUUCAAA